UUAGACAUAACUAUUGUAGUGUGUUUCUUUACACAUUUAUCGGUACAAGAUAAAAUGAUUUGGUGUGUGAAAGGUAGGUUCAUAUUAACGAUUUUGCCUUGUUGGUUAUUCUUGUUGGUGAUCCCGACCAUUAGCGAUUCGCCACAUAUGGAAUGAAAAUUAGUUAAGAGUUCUUAAGUUCAUCUUUCUUCAUUUAUUCUUUGAUUUGAACUAGCAUGUCUUUGCUCUGAAGGAUUUGGUAGUGGCGUGCUGACUCGACUCUACUGUCACUCCAGGAAUUGGCCAAGUGAAACCACUUCCUAAAGCGUAGUAUAGCGGGUUUGGGUUUAAUUAUCAACCCGGGUCCUAGAUAUGAUGACUACUCAGUGAAUUCGUGUUAUCUAGCAAUGAAACUGGAAUGCAAGUCUAAACUAUCAAACUAACAAAGCAAGUAAACUGUUGUAUUCAGGUUAAGAGAGGUCACCCGGAUAUGGUUCCCCCUAGACUGCAGUUAAGCCGGAUUGUAAUUACCAAGUUCAGUUUCUAUGAAAAUUAUACUGCGGAAGGUUCUUAAACAGCCUGAAGUCUCGACUAAAGGUCUUCAGACCCUCUCAAUCUGAAUCUCUAGCGGGCGACUAACCUCCACCGGAGUAGACAAAUUGAGGCCCUAAGAACGAAACCUCCACUACCGGAGUAAAUUCGGUACAGAAUAGUGAGUUGGUUCCUCGACUAAAGUCACCAAUGUUAGUGUUGUGAUAUAUGAUUCACGAUUGAACCUCUCCCAACAACUCGAGUUAUUGGGAUAAACUGGUUCUUGAUAUGGUAUCAGAGCCUUCUGUGACCGAAAGGUCUUGUGUUCGAUUCCCGGUGACCCCAUUUGUUAAGCACAUGGUAUUCUUGCCUUCAGACUUGUGCAAACUUCAAGCCCUUGUGAGUGGCUUUCGUUUGAGGGGGCGUGUUAGUGUUGUGAUAUAUGAUUCACGAUUGAACCUCUCCCAACAACUCGAGUUAUUGGGAUCAACUGGUGCUUGACAACCAACUCCCUACCUUCAAUCAAGGAUACUCUAUUAACCUAGGCAGAUAUUCUCAUUCUAGGUUAAAGCAGAAACAACAGGAAUUUGAUCAGGAUUCAAGUCAUUCAAUCAUUAAAACCUCAAUCGAAUAUCAUCAAUCAUAGAAUCAGUACUUGGGUUCAUACAAUCAAACCUAACAUACAAAUCUAGGGUUCUCCAUACCCAGAUGAAUGGGAGAACUACUCCAUGGAGAAGAAAGCAAACGCAGAAUCAGACACGGAAUUCAUACUGCGAAGGAUGGAUUCCUGCUUCUGGACGUUGAUUGGCACUUCUCCAAGCUCAAGCUGGCCUCCGAUGGUGUUGAAGAUCAAUCUAGGGCACUUGGGAACUCUUGCUCGUCACUUUCUCUCUCUAGGAAUCGUUCUAUCUCUCAAUAACUCGAAUCCCCCCGAAUUGUGGCUGAAAUUCUGCUUAAAAGGAGAAAAUCCCGACUCACACGGCCAGGGUGGCACGGCCGUGCAGCUCACCCAGUUGCCCGUGUGAGUCAAAACGCAGCGUAUCAUUUAGUCGAAUUUCAGGCUCUUUGCACGGCCAGAAUGGCACGGCCGUGUGAACUUCCCUUCCUGCCCGUGUUUGCUCUCACAGAAUGUGGCACGGCCAACCCGGCCACUUGCACGGCCGUGUGGGUCUUCUGCUCUGCCCGUGUCUGCUCUCGCAGAAUCCCACACGGCCAAACCACUCCUUCACACGGCCGUGUGUACAUCAGGGCAGCCCGUGUACCUCCUUUGUGACUUGUCUCGCGCCCGAUCUUCACCCAAUCGACCCCGAACUCGCUCCUAAACCUUCAUUCACUUGCCAGGACUUGAAAUAUCACAAACGAGCACAACCUAGCGUGAAAUUGGUCUAAAACACGAGAAACCACAUCUCCAACGGUGUAAGAACAGGGGUGAAAACAUGUGUAACGAACGGUCUAUCAAACUCCCCCACACUUAACCGUUUGCUUGUCCUCAAGCAAACCAAGUCAGACACAAGGUAAGCUCAAAACAACAAGGCAUGACAUAUCGGCACAAAACACAUGGAUCAUACUGGCUUUCGAUCAAUAACACAUGGACAACUUCAAUGACAACCUAGACAACCACCACUGAUGACAUUCGAAUGCAUCAAAAAUCGAGCAAAGGAAGAGUUUCCCUUCUGUUCACCAACCAACAUAGACUUAACUCAACCACUUGUUCAAAACAAUCACAUCAUGCACAAAAUUCAAGGUAUCAGAAGUAAGACCGAGCAAUCAAGGUCCUCACCGGGAUAGAGAGUAUAAAGAAUAAGAGAAAAUGAAUAGCUCACUCUCGACCAGUGGGGUCAGGACAAUAUGAUGCGAAAAAUGCGCAUGCUCAAUCCCUCAAUCCCUAACAUCUCUUCACCAUGAAUGCAGCCUCUAAGUGCUAGAGUUCACAUAUGGGGUGUCACCACUAACUAAUCCGGAGGUCUUAGACUCAGGUUCAGACGACUGGCUAGGGUCUUGGACAUGGGGAAAAAGCCUUUUAGGUGGUGGAAGUAUUCAUACAGCACAAGGUUCCACAUUUCCAAACCCAACAGACUCACAAUCAAUCAGACCAGAAACUUUCUUUCUGCUAUUCUGCAUUACUCAAAUUCAGAACACAAGAGCGAAGGAGGUUACAUAAAUGCUAGUAUUUCUAAGCCAGACUGCUAAGAAACAUUACUACAUGGG
This is a messenger RNA of Linum trigynum, 2718 nucleotides long. Lineage: Eukaryota; Viridiplantae; Streptophyta; Magnoliopsida; Malpighiales; Linaceae. The record is from the annotation of a GenBank genome assembly.